ACGCUCAUAUACCCGUCUACAUUCCUGAGUUACCGCGCACCUCUCUCCGUUCCUCCUACUAUAUCAUCGUCUUCUAACACAUCUACGCAUGGAUACCUAUACGGAAUCACUCAACUGGAGUUGUGCCUCCCAGUCCGCCACAGACCCCGUGCCCUUCGUCAAGACCCCUGGUCUUGAUCACGUCGACGCGCCGGCCUUGUCACAGCUUCUGACGCCUCCCUGCAGCGUUAUCUCCCCUAUUUCUUCUCCCCUAUCCCAUGCUCAGGAAGACUCGUUCGAAAAUUCCGCGUCAGACAAUUUUCCCGCUGAAAUAGAUGGAGACAUAAUUGUCCCAGUUUCCACGACAUUCUUCCCUGGCGCCGACAUCCUCACAUUCCCUCCCGACAUCAUCAUUCUGUCCUCGGACUCUGUGUUCUUCUACGUCCACUCGAGCGUUCUGCUCGCCGCGUCUUUCAACGCAUUCAACGGUAUCACGUCUAUAUCCCCAAACCAAGAUUGCGACGCCACAGAACCCGUGGUACUGGUCGCAGAACAUUCCUCUAUUCUCAACAUCAUUCUGCACAGCAUCUACGACAUGUCGUGUUCUCAUUACGCGCCCUCGUUCGAGUCUUUAUCGUCGGCGGUCGCCGCCUUCCCAAAGUACGGCCUGUCUGCGAAGAAGCUUGUCGCUCACUCAACAUCCUUAUACCACCUCCUGCUCUCGCACGCGCCCUUACACCCGCUCGAGGUGUACGCGCUGGCCGCCAAAUACGACGUCUACGAUCUCGCCGUCCCCACAUCAUCCCAUCUUCUGUCCUUUCCUCUCGCAUCCAUCAGCGAUGAGAUGGCGGAUAUUAUAGGGUCAAAGUACCUCAGGCAGCUGUUCUUUUUGCAUCUAGGUCGCAUGGAUGCGCUGAAACGUCUACUCCUUCCGCCCCCGCCUCUGCACCCGUCGAUGGAGAGCUGUAGUUUCGAGGACCAAAAGCAGGUUACCAGGGCUUGGGCGCUGGCGUCAGCGUAUCUUGCAUGGGACGCCCAACCAGAUGUAUCCAUGAGUGCCAUGCAGUCAGCGCUCGGUCCCUUGAAGGAGCAGCUCGGUUGCGGUAUGUGCCGGGAAUCCCUUCGGGUUCGGUUGAACCACGUUAUCGUUCAGUGGUCCGUCAUAAAAAGAACGAUCUGAGCUUCCGUUCGGACUAUCUAUAUGUACUUGCUACUCGCUUUCUCGCUUCCGGUCUAUCCAGGGGGUUUCGCAUACUAUGCUCGCAUCUCAUUAGACACUUAUAUCUCAUCAUCGCACGACGCAUGUACACGCAUUCUAGAUUCAUUUAUGUAGCCCACCUCACACGUAUACUCGGUCUGUGAAGUAUUCAAUUAUACCC
This is a messenger RNA of Coniophora puteana RWD-64-598 SS2, 1358 nucleotides long. RefSeq lists its product as uncharacterized. The transcript has 3 exons. The record is from RefSeq and is a predicted model, not a curated record. Bases 89 to 1159 code for a protein of 356 amino acids. NCBI's taxonomy places the organism in Eukaryota, Fungi, Basidiomycota, Agaricomycetes, Boletales, Coniophoraceae.